GGUACCGCGUCCCGCCUCCAGGGGGCGCCGCCGGGGGCGGCCUCCCGGAGGGGCCGGUGAGUCUGGGCUGGAGAUUUCCGCUCGGCGGCCUGGCCCGUGCUUCCCAGGGCGCCGCUCCGCAGCAGAACUGGGAACUCUGCUCAGAACACUCUCAACUGUACCUCACCUCUUGAUAUAUGUACAUUCUACCAACACUGCCCGCCCUCAGCUCCUGACGAUGGAGCAAAGCCUGGAAGGAAGAGAAACGCGAGGCCUCUGCCCGACGGCCGACGUGUUCGUGUACGGGACCCUGAAGCGGGGCCAGCCCAACCACAAGGUCCUGCUGGACGGCGCCAAUGGACGGGCCACCUUCCGGGGCCGCGGCCGCACGGAGGAGCCGUACCCGCUGGUGAUCGCCGGGGAGCACAACAUCCCGCGGCUGCUGCACCUGCCGGGGCGAGGCCUCCGCGUGGCCGGGGAGAUCUACGCCGUGGACGAGCAGAUGCUGCGCUUCCUCGAUGAGUUCGAGGGCUGCCCCGACAUGUACCAGCGCGUGCGGGUGCGCGUGGCGCUGCUGGAGGGGGAGGCCUCCGGGGAGCCGCCCGCCGCCGGGAGCAGCCGGCAGUGCUUCGUGUACAGCACGGCCACCUUCCCGCCCGACUGGGCCCAGCUCCCCCACCUCGACGAUUACGACUCGCAGGGGCCGCACGGGCUCCGCUACAACCCAAGGGAAAACAGAUGACCGCCCGAGGAAUGCCCUCCAGCCAGGGCACAGACACACGGAGCCCCGAGGAUGGCGAGAUCACCUCACUCGGUCUGCGCGCACCCAAUGCAAAAGCCUAAUGAUGUCCUUUGCAACAAAUAUUUGUGAAACUCAAUCCUGUGGAGAAAGACAUACUCUUUUUUAGUGCCAGCCAAUUUCCUAGAUAGUUUUGACAGACCAGUAAUAGGAUUGCGCCCUGAAAUCUGUCCAUCCACUACUGCUUUAUGGCUUGCUGCUUCAAGAGCAUUAGGUGUCUGAAUGUACUGGGUAAGAAAAAUUUAGGCUUUUAAUUCCCCUAACUGGCAUUUCAGGAACUCAUAUGUUAUCAUCCCUUUCUUUCUUCUUUGUCUGCUUUGCUUUAAUCUGACGAUGACAUUUAAAAUGAAUGUGAAGACUUUGUGUUGCAGCUAGAUUUUAGCAGCCCCACUCUUAUUGAUUCUGACCUGCAUAGCACUGAGGGAAAAAAAAAAUGCUGAGCUGAUCUUGGAUGUCUCGGUGUAAUAAAUAAUAAAAGAAACUCAAGAAAA
Messenger RNA from Pipistrellus kuhlii (Kuhl's pipistrelle), 1269 nucleotides. It is a transcript of the gene GGACT, whose product is annotated as gamma-glutamylamine cyclotransferase. The coding region runs from base 218 to 721 and encodes 167 amino acids. Gene Ontology annotation, molecular function: gamma-glutamylaminecyclotransferase activity. The record is from RefSeq and is a predicted model, not a curated record. Lineage: Eukaryota; Metazoa; Chordata; Mammalia; Chiroptera; Vespertilionidae. The transcript is spliced from 3 exons.